GGGGCUCUGUGUCUUUUCGCGGUCACCCUGGCUUUGCCAGAUUCCCGGGAACCCUUCCGCUCUCUGGAUCCUUGACUUGUGGCUGUGGAUGCCAUCAGGCCCGCCCUCCGCACAUCGCUCCGGGACCCACGUCGCCCCGGCGCCCUCCGCCUGCCAAACCGGGGCCGUCGACCCCCAGUCGCCUCCCUGUUAACUGCAUCCCCUGCGCCGCAAGCUCUUAAGAGAAGAUGCCCUCUGGCUUUCAACAAAUCGGCUCAGAAGAAGGGGAACCCCCUCAGCAGCGAGUCACUGCUACCCUGGUCCUCGCCGUAUUCUCUGCUGUGCUUGGCUCCCUGCAGUUUGGCUACAACAUCGGGGUCAUUAAUGCACCUCAGAAGGUGAUUGAACAGAGCUACAACGAGACAUGGCUAGGGAGGCAGGGUCCUGAGGGACUGGGCUCUAUUCCACCAGGCACUCUCACCACCCUUUGGGCUCUCUCCGUGGCCAUCUUUUCUGUGGGCGGCAUGAUCUCCUCUUUCCUCCUUGGCAUCAUCUCUCAGUGGCUGGGAAGGAAGAGGGCAAUGCUGGUCAACAAUGCCCUGGCUGUGCUGGGGGGUGCCCUCAUGGGCUUGGCCAAUGCUGCUGCCUCCUAUGAGAUGCUCAUUCUUGGACGGUUUCUCAUUGGCGCCUACUCAGGGCUGACAUCAGGGCUGGUGCCCAUGUAUGUGGGGGAAAUUGCCCCCACUCACUUGCGGGGUGCCUUGGGGACGCUCAACCAACUGGCCAUCGUCAUUGGCAUUCUGAUAGCCCAGGUGCUGGGCUUGGAGUCCCUGCUGGGCACUGCCACCCUAUGGCCACUACUCCUGGGCAUCACGGUGCUGCCUGCUCUCCUGCAGCUGGUCCUGCUGCCCUUCUGCCCAGAAAGCCCCCGCUACCUCUAUAUCAUCAGGAACCUGGAAGGGCCCGCCAGAAAGAGUCUGAAGCGCUUGACGGGCUGGGCCGACGUGUCUGGAGCUCUGGCUGAGCUGAAAGAGGAGAAGCGGAAGCUGGAACUCGAGCGACCACUGUCCCUGCUCCAGCUCCUGGGCAGCCGUACCCACCGGCAGCCCCUAGUCAUUGCAGUUGUGCUGCAGCUGAGCCAGCAGCUCUCAGGCAUCAAUGCUGUUUUCUAUUAUUCAACCAGCAUCUUCGAGACGGCAGGGGUAGGUCAGCCAGCCUAUGCCACCAUAGGAGCUGGAGUGGUGAACACAGUCUUCACCUUGGUCUCGGUGUUCUUGGUGGAGCGGGCUGGGCGCCGGACACUCCAUCUCCUGGGCCUGGCAGGAAUGUGUGGUUGUGCCAUCUUGAUGACUGUGGCUCUGCUUCUGCUGGAGCGGGUUCCAGCCAUGAGCUAUGUCUCCGUUGUGGCCAUCUUUGGCUUUGUGGCAUUCUUUGAGAUUGGCCCUGGCCCCAUCCCCUGGUUCAUUGUGGCCGAGCUCUUCAGCCAGGGACCUCGCCCAGCAGCCAUGGCUGUGGCUGGUUUCUCCAACUGGACGUGCAACUUCAUCAUUGGCAUGGGUUUCCAGUAUGUUGCGGAUGCUAUGGGUCCCUACGUCUUCCUUCUAUUUGCGGUCCUCCUGCUUGGCUUCUUCAUCUUCACAUUCUUAAAAGUGCCCGAAACUCGAGGCCGGACGUUUGACCAGAUCUCAGCUGCCUUCCGCCGGACACCCUCUCUUUUAGAGCAGGAGGUGAAACCCAGCACGGAACUUGAGUACUUAGGGCCAGAUGAGAAUGACUGAGGGGCUGUGCUGGGGAGGGAGAGCCAGUUCUCUCGACCUCCUCAGAGACCCCCUCCUUUCCUCUGAAGCACUUUAACCCUCUCCUCCCCAUUAUUCCCAGGGUGGAAAAUACCCACAGCCUGGUGGAAUUGGGAAGCUGGAGGGAAGGGUGGUCCGAGCAUGCCCUCAGUCCCCCUGUGUAAUUCUCUUGGGUUAUUUAUGUUAUGGUUAGGCUGUGGCCAUCAGGAUGGGCCAUUCUCCCCUUUCAUCCCUCAUUCCUCCAUAGCCCACCCAACUCCGCUCCAGACUUUCAUUCCCCUGCUAGAGAAGGGGAUUGGAGGCUCUAGGAUUGACAUUUUAGUGGUGGUGACCUGAAGCAGAACACAGGACUGGAGAAAUCGAGUUCCCUGCCACCUCAGACUCCUCCCACUCACUGGCACUUUCUCCAAAUUCUUGCCCCAUAGGCUCUGGGUAAAGGGGGUUCUGUCUUGACCCCUCCAGGGUAAAGGAUAUGCCCUCCCAAGGUCUAAGCUCACCUCUCUCACUGCAGGCUCAGUCCUGUCACUCAGCCUUCUGGGGCAAAGGAACAUAUGCCCAGAUGUGGUGAGAGGAAGAGACAGCAGCCUCCACCUCUAGACUUAGGUCUCUGUGCCCUACCCCAGCUGCUCCCCAAAGCUGCUGAGCAGGGGGCACCAGCUGUUUGCUCCUCUCCCAUCCUGGAAGGGUGUUGGACCCACAGGCUUUUGACCAACUAUGGAAAAGAGGGAUUUGAAAGGCUGCCUGUAAACACUGAGCUGGGUGGAGCCUUCAGAUAUUUUUGUAUAUGUUUGAAAAAGAAGGGGUAGGGAGAAGAAAAAAACCAAAGGUCUGUUGUACUUAAUGUAUAUAUAGAGAGAUACACAUAUAAAGUCACUGUAUGAGACAAGCGUCCUGUCAUAGAAGCACUCAAGGAUGGGCGGAGACAGGGACCAGAACUGCCUUUCCCCCCCUCUGCCUCCCUUGCCAUCCUGCCUCAGCUCAAGACUGAAGAAUCCUCCGGAUGCUGUCACUCAUGCCCCCACUUGUAUUUAUAGUCAUUGCUUUUAUUAACAGUAAAUGCUCAAGUCACAGCCACAAGUGCCA
This is a messenger RNA of Manis pentadactyla (Chinese pangolin), 2858 nucleotides long. RefSeq names its product solute carrier family 2 member 4 (gene SLC2A4). Lineage: Eukaryota; Metazoa; Chordata; Mammalia; Pholidota; Manidae. Gene Ontology annotation, biological process: D-glucose transmembrane transport; cellular response to insulin stimulus. The coding region runs from base 228 to 1757 and encodes 509 amino acids. The transcript is spliced from 11 exons. The record is from RefSeq and is a predicted model, not a curated record. Gene Ontology annotation, cellular component: membrane.